Messenger RNA from Ipomoea triloba (trilobed morning glory), 1464 nucleotides. RefSeq names its product jasmonate O-methyltransferase. NCBI's taxonomy places the organism in Eukaryota, Viridiplantae, Streptophyta, Magnoliopsida, Solanales, Convolvulaceae. The record is from RefSeq and is a predicted model, not a curated record. Gene Ontology annotation, molecular function: S-adenosylmethionine-dependent methyltransferase activity. The transcript is spliced from 4 exons. Bases 62 to 1216 code for a protein of 384 amino acids. Gene Ontology annotation, biological process: methylation.
AGUCCUUUUAAAGGAUAUAAAUACCGUUAGAGAGAGAGAGUGAGAGGAAGAGAGAGACACAAUGGAAUGCUUACAAUUUCUUCACAUGAAUAAAGGAGAAGGAGAGACUAGUUAUGCCAAGAAUUCUACUUUGCAGAUGAAGAUUAUGCUGGAGGGAAACCCAUUACUUGAAGAAGCAUUAAACGGCAUUUUGUACAACAACGACAACAAUAAUUUCCCCGAAACCAUGGGAAUUGCAGACCUGGGCUGUUCCUCUGGCCCCAACACCUUAACAGUAGUGUCGAAGAUCAUCGGAAUCGUCUACAACUCAACAAGGAAAACCGGGCAGCCCGUGCCGGAGCUACGAGUUUAUCUGAACGACCUUCCGUGGAAUGACUUCAACGACAUAUUCAUGUCGUUGCCGGCGUUUUACAAGAGGCUUAAAGAAGAGAAGGGGAAGGAGAUGGAAAAUUGUUUCGUGACAGGCGUACCAGGUUCGUUCUAUGGAAGGUUGUUUCCGAGGAAAAGUCUGCACUUCAUUCACUCUUCUUCCAGCCUCCAUUGGCUCUCUCAGGUUCCACCCAGUUUGGACGGCGAAGAUGCCAGCACGGCCCUGAACAAAGGGAAAAUCUACAUAUCCAAGACGAGUCCUCCGAGUGUGUUGACUGCGUAUUCCCUGCAAUUUCAGAAAGACUUUUCCUUGUUUCUGAAAUCACGGUCGGCGGAGAUGGUUCCCGGCGGCGGGAUGGUUCUGUCGUUUAUGGGGAGAAGCUCCGGCGAUCCUACAACGGAAGAUAGUUGCUAUCAGUGGGAGCUCCUAGCACAAGCACUAUUUGCUCUCGUCUCUAAGGGUGUUGUUGAAGAAGAGAAGGUGGAUUGCUUCAAUGCCCCAUACUAUGCCCCAUCGGUUGAGGAAGUGAAAGAUGCGGUGGAUGGAGAAGGAUCGUUUAUCAUCAAUCGGAUAGAAGCAUUUGAGGUUGAAUGGGACGGUGAUUUGGAAUUGGAGACCAAUUCUUCGUCGGGAAUCAUGUGCUGUGAAACACUGAGGAUGAUGUCAAGGGGGGAACGUGUGGCUAAAACCAUAAGGGCUGUGGUUGAGUCGAUGUUGACAUGCCAGUUUGGAAGAAAUGUGAUGGAUGAAUUAUUCACCAUAUAUAGUGAGUUGGUUGAUGACUACAUCUCCAGGACCAGAGCCAAAUACAUCAACUUGCUCAUUUCUCUUACAAGGAAAUCAUGACCAUUUCACUAUUUUACAAUUCUCGUGAACUGUUUUUUUCUUAGUUUGAGAUGAUCAGCUAUGAGUAAUUUAGGUUGAUGUAUCUCUUUGUAAUCUUUUAUCAGCUAGAGUUAUAAGGCAGAGUUUAAUACGUGCACUUCUUCAGAUACUAACUACGGAUAUCCCGGUCACUAAAAAAGUAGUGUAUGGGUUCCUUUUGUCAUAAAAUAAAAUAAAAUAAAAUAAAUUCAGUACUAUAUUUGAAAAAA